GGCAGCAAGAACUUACAGAAAGGAAAAACUGUCCAAGAAGCUGUAGAUAUGAUGGAUGAGAAAGAGAUCCUAGACACCAUCCUGGCUCACCUCCAGCAUUCUCUCCAGACUCCUUCUACAGACCCCAAGCAAGCUGCAAGAGGACAGACAACGGCAGACAGCUAUGCUGCGAGCCAGAAAACGGCAGCACCGUCAUGGGGCUGGCAAGCACCUAGCCAAGAUAAGAUUGCUCUUUAUAAAUAUUAUGGGAUGAAACUGCGAGACUCAAGUUCUAAAGAUCUGGUCUGGGAACACUUGCAUAUGCUUCUGAGGUUAACAGGACAAGACGAGGAUAGAGAGGGAAUCUCUGAAGCAGUUGGCCUGGUUGCUUCUCGCCAUUUGCCUGAGAUUCUGGGAGCACUUAGGAAUUAUGGACAGUUGGUUAUUACAAGGAAAACUUUGCAACAAGUGGUGCCUGAGGAACAAAGAAAUGUCUUUGAGAGACAGUUGCGUGCUACUCUGAUAUUGUGCUAUGGACAAGCAGCCUUCGGGGCCAAGCCAGAGGAGAUUUUCCCACGAGCAGAACUCUUUGUAUCAGAGGUUCUUUUUUAUUUCCAGGGCAUCUAUAAGGAUGAGGCAAUUAAGCGAUGCUUCUUGAAGUCUGUAGUUUUGAUCACCAAAGCACUUCAACACUGCAGGAAGGAAGAUAUCCCCCGAAAAACUGAACUGGUCAUAUGCAUUAUAGAAGUGAUUGAUGAAGAGCCAAUGGGGUCAUACACCAUUACAAUUCUUCACCAGGCCAUCAUUACCAUCUCCUCUCUGACUACCUUGAAGCCCCCGUUGGACUCACACAUCAGGUCUGACCUAGUGUCCAAAAGCAUUGAGAAGGUCUUCUCUCUGCCCUCCCUGAAGAUGAUGAAGUUGAAAGCUGGCAGCCCGAUGCACCCAACACAAACACAGGAUUUUUAUCAACAGACCGUCAAUGCCUGCAACAACAUGCUUAUUGGCUUGCUGUCUGAGGCCCCCAGGAUUGAAUCAUUACAGGAUAUACUGAUACACACAAAUGGCUGGAUUGAAUCCCAAAAAAUCUACGAGCGGGAAAGAGCUGUUAGGAGCACCAACUACAUUCUGAAGUUUGUUUCUGAACACUUCAAUUUUAAUACAACCCAGGAGUUUUCCCUGCUUGGGCACCUGUUGGUGCUGCUGUCCCUUCGCAUUGCUGACAGCGCGGAGGACAUUGGCAUGCAGGCAGCAGAGGCCAUAUACUAUCUCCACUACAUUAUCAUGGGCAAACUGGCUAGUGAAAUGGAGAAAAAAUCCAAGAAUAAGAAAGGGAACGUUGUGAAAUGGUUCCGAGAAGACUUUUUCGUUUCUGGCCCCUCUGUUUUCUUCAACAAUAUCGCAAAAGUUGCAAAGGCUUUUGGAGAGCACCUGACCCCCAGUCAGAUCUCAGAGCUUGUGCUAAGAGCGAUAGACAAUCUCACGCAUGAAGAGAAGGCCAUCUCUCGGGGGGCAGGUGUGCUGCUGAGCUCCUUCCUGCAGGAAUGUGGCGCGGACAUGGAGGACCUGCCCAUGGUUAUCAAAGAAAUAUACAUGCAUCUUCCUGACAUCACUGACUCUGUCACCAAAGAGGAGACCCUGAAAGCUGUGCGCAACCUAGCUUCGAAGCGUCUGAAUGGAAUAGUAGACAUCCUUCUUGAAAUCUCGCUGGAAUGUGAUAACAGCGUAGCAGAGAUGUGGAUGGCCCUGGCCUACGACCCAUAUUCGAACAUCAGGAUUAUAGGACCACUGCUCAAAAGGCUGCAAGAUGAAGAGCCUCUUUCAGAAGUCUCCAAUACCAGGCGUCACAGCAAGUCUCUCAUGCCUAUUGCGGCUACCAAUGCUUUGUGUCUGAUCCUGUCUUUGCCCGAGUCUGAGGAUGCAGUCCAGGGCAAAUUUGCCCACCUGCUCAUUGCUCUGGUCACUCAAAUUUAUUUUGUCAUCGGGACAGGAAGGAGAGGAUCCAGGAGGUUAAGUGAUGCUGAGUCCCCUGCCACCCCACUGAGCUCUGCCAUCCAGGCCCUGAAGAACCUGAUUGCAUGUGCUGGGUAUAUAAAGGAGUACAACCUUCUGGGAACACAAGGCUGUUGGGACAUGUUGGCCACCCCAGACAAGUUCUUUGAAGGCAUUUUUCUCCUUAUAAGGUGUUUGUUUGCAUCUAACAAAAUGCACCUCAAACAGACUUUCAAACAGGCCAAUACAUAUUUGCGCCGUCCAGACGUUAAGGAGAGGACUAUUGGGAUGGCCUUCUUCGCCGAGCUUCUUGUUCACAUGCAAAUAGGCAUGAUGUUUGUGAAGCAAGACAUCCUGGAUGUCCUCCACGAAUGGAUGGUGCAGGCCUGCCCACUCAUGCAAGUCUUCAGUAUCCGAGGGCUCGGGUACCUUCUGAAGCAUUCCUUUGAGGAUGAAGCUCUGGAGCGCUUCGUCAAUCCCCUGCUGACCUGCAGCUUAGAUACAGACAAAAACAUUGCCAAAGAGUCCAUUAAGACUUUCCGAAAUUUGUUCUGGCACUUGGGGACGGAGGAUUUUGCACCUGUGGGGAUGACCCUCAUCCCUCAUCUCCUGCAGUACUUUAAUGAUGAAGACAAUGAAUUGCGAGGCUCCGCCAUUGGUCUUUUUGGGAUGCUAUUGAAGGGGGUUAAAAACAGCUCCAAACAAAGCCUGAAGGAAGAAGUUUCCAAAGCAUUUGUUCCCCUCUUAAUUCAGCUGAUGGACCCUUGGACCAGAGAAUUCUCCAAGGAUGCCUUUGCCACCUGCAUCAGCUACAUGAACUGGGGAGAUGUGCCCAAAGAUGUCAUAAACAUCGAUCCCAGUGCCAAUCUCUUCUAUACAUAUGGAAACAUCUGCAAGUACUUUAUGCGGAAAAACAAACAGAAGUUGCCAGAAAUGGUAGCCCAGAUGCUAGAAUAUCUCAAGAGCAGGUUCUCUUCGCACCGAGAGGCAGCAGCCAUCUUGAUAGGAUGCAGUGCGCAGUAUAUGAAGUCUGAUUUGUCCACAAAAGAAAUUGAAGAUAUUUAUAUAGCUCUCCAAGAGCUCCAGGCAGACCAUGAACCUACCGUGGCCAAGAUUGCUUUUGAGGCAACAGAGGAAUUCCUGAGACACUGUGGGAAUCGGGUCAAUCCUGCUAUCACCCCCAGCACAUCCGUCCGGAGAAGCAGCACGGCAAGCGAGACCAGGAAGUGAAAGGGCCUUGGGGAAGGCAGGAAGAAAAAAUGUUCCUUGCUAAGAACCACAGGGAGAAGGCCCAGAUUAAGACAUGCUGCGGUCCUAAGCUAUAAGGCCUCAUGAGC
Messenger RNA from Hemicordylus capensis (graceful crag lizard), 3308 nucleotides. RefSeq names its product maestro heat-like repeat family member 5. Lineage: Eukaryota; Metazoa; Chordata; Lepidosauria; Squamata; Cordylidae. Bases 49 to 3201 code for a protein of 1050 amino acids. Gene Ontology annotation, cellular component: cytoplasm. The record is from RefSeq and is a predicted model, not a curated record. The transcript has 25 exons.